Molecule: messenger RNA, 1365 nt
Organism: Loa loa (African eye worm)
Lineage: Eukaryota; Metazoa; Nematoda; Chromadorea; Rhabditida; Onchocercidae
Exons: 8
Coding region: 1-1278 (425 amino acids)
Biological process (GO): protein insertion into mitochondrial inner membrane from matrix; mitochondrial respiratory chain complex IV assembly
Cellular component (GO): mitochondrial inner membrane
Molecular function (GO): membrane insertase activity
Source: RefSeq, a predicted model, not a curated record
AUGUCCAUUCACGCAAUAUUGUAUCGCAUUGCUGCCAAAAGACUUGGUGGAAUUAUUCCGAGCACGUCAACUGGUGUUCUGAGCUUCCCCUCAGCAACUGUAUGGAAGAAUGUUGAUAAUAGACGCAAUUUUUCUAGUAAUACUUAUUUCGAUGUUGCUGCGGAACUACAGGGUCAUCCUAUCGUUCAGUGGUUCGAGCGAUCGAUAAAGGCAUCAUGCAAUUAUGCGCAAAAUUUAAUUGAAAAUUCUGGCCUAAGUAUUACUCCACUUGAACAUUUAGGCCUGUAUACCUGGUGGAAGCCCUCGUCGUGGUAUCGAGUAUUCUUGGAAUGCCUGCAUACCAACUAUGAGUUAUCCUGGCUUGCUACUAUAAUAUGUGCGACCGUAUUAAUUCGAAUUGCUACGCUUUAUUUGCCGACAUUAAUUUUGUGGAAGAGAAUAAGAUUCGAAAAAGUCCAGCUUCCAUUUCUAUAUCAUAUUCGAAGUAGAGUUGGCUCAAUCAUACUGUAUUCCUCAAGUGUUGGACUCUUCUUGACACAGUACUGUGGUAUCAAGAAGAUGGCUGAAGUUAUUUAUCCGAGCUGGACAGCAAGUGGCACAUUAUCGUUCAUCGAUCUAACAGUACCAGAUCCGGCUUUUUUAUUGCCUACCCUAACUGCCAUUUGUUUCACUUUCGCAAUUAAAAGAUGGAUUGAAACAUUGCAAGUGGAAAAAGCAGUAAGCAGUUGGAUGUUAGGAUUAAAGCCAGAUAAUGCGAUAUAUCCAAUCGCCGCAUGUUCAUUGUUGGUUGCUAGCAAUGUCCCUUCGGUUGUAUGCGUUUAUUGGAUUACUUCGAGUUUAAUUAGUGGCAUGCACGCAACAGUAUUGAGGACUGAUACAGUGCGAACGUUGUUACAUUUGCACAGUGUUUAUUCUGAUCCUUCGGAAAUUCGUCGUGCCGAAUUGCUAAACUAUGUUUCUGAAAUGAGACAAAGAAGAGCAAAUGAAACACUAGAAAUCCAGAAGGAAGUUGCUGAAAUUAAGACAGAAAAUCAGGGAGAAGAACUGUUCAAAUCACUUGUAAAAGAAGCGGAAAACAUCAGACUUGAAAGGGAUUCACUUUUUCGACAGUCCUGGAGAGAAAAUGCUGUUCUUCCAUCUUCAAAGAUUGCUAAAUUAAUGGAGCAACAUAUACAAGAAGCAGCACGAGCAAACGUGGUGACGAAAGCUAGAAAACCAAAGUCGAGAAUGAAAGCUGAUUCCCAGAAGUUUGAAAUUGAUGAAAUUACGGCAAGCUGAAAUGGAAUCUUUUUUAAGUUUACUUCUUCAUCUUAUUAGUUCCUAUUGGAUUCUAAAUAGGCAGGUUUUUUAAUUGGACGAUCGGUG